Caenorhabditis sp. 36 PRJEB53466 is the source of this 5499-nucleotide messenger RNA. The record is from the annotation of a GenBank genome assembly. NCBI's taxonomy places the organism in Eukaryota, Metazoa, Nematoda, Chromadorea, Rhabditida, Rhabditidae.
AUGUCGACUCAAGAGGACUUGCUUCGGCGUCUGGAGAACGUGACGGUCCGUCUCGAAGCGAUUUCCGGACAUAAACCUGCUCUCGCACCUAAGCCGACCAAUCUCGGAGGCCCCAGCGGUGAGUAGAUUGACUUUUCGGCGUGUAUUUGUGUGUGCCCAACUAAGGAAACGAGAGAACAGUAAAUCAGAAACCAAACAUGUUUGCUCAAAUGCUUAUAUGACUAAUUUGUGUGCGGUGUCGGUGCCAUGCGUUCACUUUUCAUCAUUUCUAACAUCAUGAGACUGCUCGUGACCUAUCAGGGAGUCAGCACCGAAUAUUACCGUCCUUCUGCUCAUCGGGAAGGAGUAGUCAGGGACAUUCCGGUUCGUAUCAUAUGUAAGUUUUAUCAUCGCUCGCUGCUUCCUACUCACUUCCUACUUUGAGGUAUUUGUGAUUGCAAAAUGUUUCGAAUUCCGUUUGCAACACAAACACAGAAAUUGCCAUAUAAGGGCUAGGCAAGUGGAAAAGUGUCUCGAAACUUGCUAGAAAGUUCUUGUGUCUCAAUGUCAGCCGGCUAGAAAAUCAAAAAUUAACCUUGCCGUUUUUCGAACAGAGUCAAUAUUUUUGUUUUGAGUUCAGUCGAGCUCCUCGGAAAUUCUCAUUACAUGAUUUCUGGCUAGCCACUCAAACUUUUAAUAUCCUUGCCCUGCCAACCCAACACAUUUCCUCCCGUAAUAAUGUAAUCGCACUCCUGCCCGAUGGUACGUACCCGACACCUCCUCCGACUCCAACCAACAAAAACUUAUCAUUUUGUGCGGACGGCUCGUCCUAACCUCCUCCAGAACCGUCUAGCGCCUCGCUCCUGCCGAGAUCCUCAUCGCAAAGUGUUUUACAGCGAGCGAGCAGUUUUUCUGUUCAGCCCGAAUCGCUUUCGAAGCCUCCGCUCUCUUCCAUGCUCUUUUCCAAUCGGCCCGAGGGGACCCCUUUCCGUUCAACAGUUGCUUCGUGUUUCCCCCGUCUAACCCCUAUCGUUCUUCUUCUUCUUCUCAUCUCACAGGCACGGCGCGGCUCAAGUCAACCCACCAGGAGCCAGCCGUCAUUCUCCUGCCUGCCCUCGAAUCUUAACAAUAUUUCUUCUUUUACUCCCCUCUCCUCACUCGUCGCCACAUAAUCACCAAAUGUUCUAGUAUACUCUUCUCACUUAGCCUUUUCUCCCUCCCACUCAUCCGCUAUGGACUCACUUUAUUAUUCCGCGCCUCGUCCGUUCAACAAGUUUCCUCGUGGGUAUAGACCGGUAACUGAUAGCACUCAGGAUUUGUAUCGCGGCUACGGAGGCGGACUUCGACCGUCAAGCAGUUGGUCGUCGUUCCCCCAACAAGUUGUCAGUGACCAGCGGUCAGCAACCCUGCCGCACUUUCCGUCCUCAUGCGUCUCGCCCGUCUCGCCAGUAUCGCCGUUUGACCACAAUACUAAUUAUUGGACUGCCGACGAGCCGCCAAGAUCCCGACGUCCGAUUCGUUCCGAGAGCAGCUCUACGAUAUUCGACAACGCGUUCUCGCCAAGAGAGCUGUCUCCUUUGUCAGUGGCCAGUGAGUACUGUAACAACCCGCCGCCACCACCUCCGGCAUCAUCAACACCGUUGAACAUGUACUCGCACAGAAGCGUGCACAGCCCUGUCGGCAUCUUCCAAGAAGUUCCGACCAGAGGAUAUGACAAUGUGCCCCGGCCACCGUCCGCUUAUGAAUCUCACCAUCAACCCACGUCGCAGCGUGAGACUGAAUUUCUGCGGAACCUGCAACGUCAGAAAGCAGAGGCUCAAAAUAUGUCAUCGAGCUGGUACGCUGGAGACCAGUCGUCUCGUCAACCCGAUUGGGGUGGUCCUCCCGCUUACCCGCAUCAACAACAGCAGCAGCAACCGAGACGUUUGGCGAAGACUCAAUCGGAUUUGUCGUUUGACACUCUUAACAACACCUAUUUCAAUAACUCUAUCACGUCUCAUCAGGACUACGGGAACGGGAGCGUUAACGGAAACGGUUCACAAACUCUCCCUCAAACGCCAACUCACAGGAUGGAUGGAUUCUUCCGAAACCGAGUGAUUGAGCCGAAUUGGAUGACGGAUCCUCCUCCACCAAAAUCGUUCCGUGAAGAUUACAUCAUUCGUAACAUCCCAAUCAGUACCACAGUCAACUCGGAUUUCGAACGAUUCCGCCUCGACCCGAAUUUCCGUGAGCCCCCAACCCGAGCAGCAACGGAGCAGCCGUCAAACUUUCGGAGCUAUCAUCGUGAUGACCACUUGCGGUCACCCGAACCCCAGCCGCAACCUCUGCUUCAGCCUCAGUCUUAUCAGCGCGGCCCGAGUUUUUUGCAACAACGCGAACCGAGCCCGGUACGCUCGCCGCCAGUCAUCUCUUAUGCUCAGCAGCCGAAUCCCUUCUCGUUCCCCAACCCGAUCAAUCAAGUGAACUACAACCAUGAGGAGAACCCACCGAGAGGAGGCGGGUAUCAAGAGCGACGGCCGAUGGCGCAAGGGUCAAACGAUCAGCCACAUCCACCGAAUGUCUACCAGAAUGUUCCGCCGGUGGCUGCCGCCGCGGUCACUUAUCGUGAGAGGGAACGUCCGGGAAGCCAGUACUCGGAGUCGAAUCGAAACUCGGCGGUGUACUCGAAUGAACCGAUACGGUUGACGAACGAUCGGGUACUGAGAAUUCAUCCUCAUCAGACGGAGCAGGAGACGUAUCAACAUCACCAUCAUCAGCAUCAAAUGCCAGAGGAACCUCGUUACCCUUCACAACCUCAUCUCCAAUCUCAACGGGCAAGAAUCCAAUCCCCACUCCGCGACUUUGCCAAACUCACCUCGCCAAUCCGAGAAGUAGCUCCGCAACCAGCCGCCGUCUCUUCACCCACCAACCCCGACCGAAUCUUCAGUCCGGUCGAAUCAAAAGUCUACAACCGAUCGGGUCCCACUGUAAUUAAUGGCUUCACCAGCAACCGUCACACCUACAAUAGUCACACGGAUGAUUAUGAUGCUCGCAAUCGUCGCGACUCUUCGCAACCGCCAGUAGCCGUCAUUGAGCCGAAUAUCAAUGUACACAUGCCCUCCGACCCGAUCCCUUAUAGCAAGCCACAUUUUGGGCAUGCUCACGGUCACCAUCACCCUCAAACGGCCGCUCAAAAUAAUGUUCAACACGUCAAACCCACUUCUCACUAUCAAAACUCGAACAACUUUGUCGCCCCGCCGACCACUUUUUCGCCCACCUCAAAUUACGAAAACGACAACGACAGUGACCUAGACAUUGAGGAGAUGGCACGUCGUGCACUUCCCAAAUACUUGCGUGACUCGGGAAGACACGGCAAUUUGUACGGUGAUAAUCUGCAUGGCAUUCUCAUCAAAAACCCAUCACUUCAUCGAAACUCUUCCAAAAAAGUGGUCUUCAUCGAUCAAGACAAAGGUGAACACGGUGUGAAACGUGGCUUUUGAACUAACAUUAAAUUUUCUAUGAAAAAUCAUGAAGCUUUUCAAGCAAAAAUAAUAAUAUUUUUCAGCGUCUGCUCCUUCCGCUGGAUCUGGUGAGGUGCCCGCCCACGUCCGUGCCUAUGAUGACGCCGUCGAGGACGCUCUGGCUACUUGGGGAAAACUGACUGACCAACUGGGAGGCGAUGUCGCUGUUAUUGUAAGUUUCAUUUGCUUUAGAUCAGCACCAUAGGGAACAGAAAAUUGUGAAGCUGUAACCUCCCACAGAAACCUUACAUUAUCUCUAACCUGUCUCAUUUUGACGAACACAGUGAAAUUGAAGUUUUAUCAAAAAAGCUAUGUUCGAUUUGUGUAGAUAAGUUGAAAAAACCUUUAAUCGCAUAUGAAAGGCCGGGCCGUGAUCAGACAAAAAAUAUAGUUUUUUCUUUUCAGAAACCCAAAGUCAUCGCCAUCUUCGCUACGCUCCGAAACUACCUGUGGACCGCCGCCGGAAAGACGGAGCCAACUCCCGAAGAAGCGCAAAAGCUGCUGAAUCCAACCAUCAACUUGCUCAAUGAGAUCAGCGCCUACAAGGAUACGAAGAGAAACACUCCUCACUGGAACCAUCUCAACUCGAUUGUCGCUGCUCUUCCGGCUCUCGGUUGGGUCACUGUCGUACGUUUCUUUUUAUCAAUUUCGAGCGUACUCAACUAUUCCAUUUUAGAAGAAGACCCCAGCACCGUACAUCAAGGAGUACAUCGAUGCGGCCGUAUUCUACAUCAACCCGAUUCUUCGUGAAUUCAAGGAUACCGAUCCAAGACACGUUGAGUGGACCAAGGCCUGGAAAUCGAUCAUUGAGGAGAUGCAGAAGUUUGUUCGUCAGGUCCAUACCACCGGACUCGUCUGGAAUAGUGCUCCGGGAGCUGUGCCGGAUGCGAUUGCAUCUGCUCCAGCUGCGGAGCCGGCGCCGAGAGGCCCUGGAGGACCACCACCGCCGCCACCGCCGCCAAUUCCGGCCAAUCUCUUUGCCGCCGACCCACCACCAGCUGUGGAUUCCGACAAAGCCAACCGGGACGCUCUGUUCGCUGCUCUCAAUCAAGGAGAGGGAAUCACUUCUAGUCUGAAGAAGGUCACCGCUGACAUGCAGACUCACAAGAACCCGAACCUCCGUGGAAACGCUGCUGUUCCCGCAACGGGCUCUCGAGCUGCUGCUUCUCCGGCCAAGGUUGCUGCUCCAGUCCGCAAACCGCCAAGCAAGUCGCUGGACGACAAAAAGUGGAUUGUGGUGGGUACUUUAAAAUUUCUCGAUAACUCAUACUUGUGAUUUCACGGGCCGGGUCGUAGGAAAAAUUUGACAGUCCGGAUUCUGCUUGAUGACCGUAAAUUUUGUGCAUUUUCGAUUGACUUUUAUUGUUAUCAAAAAAAGACAGAAACGUACGGAAAACUUGAAACAACGCUAUUUGAAAUUCGAAAUUUUCCUACGACCCCGCUCGUGGCAAAUAUGAGAAAACCGAACGAUUCAUCAUUAUUUCAGGAGUAUUUUGUCAACGACCAUAAUAUUACCAUCGAUAUCACCGACAAGAAGCAAGCGGUGUACGUGUUCCGUUGCGAAAACUGCACCAUCAAAGUGAAGGGAAAGGGUAACUCGAUCCUUCUCGACGGAUGCAAGAAGACCGCGAUUGUGUUCGACGCGCUCGUCUCCCAAUGUGAAACUGUCAACUGUCAGUCUGUGCAGAUUCAGGUGAGAUUGAUCCCGAAUCCUCUGACCUUUCCUAACUUUUCCUGUUCAGACUCUUGGAGAACUGCCGACCCUUUCGAUCCAGAAGACCGACGGAUGCCAGGUGUUCCUCUCGAAGGCCGCUCAGGGAUGCGAGAUUGUCACGUCCAAGUCCAGCGAGAUGAACAUUUCUGUUCAAACUACCGAUGACGGCGAAUAUGUACGUUUCUUCUCUCCCGAUCUAAUUUUUUCUAAUUUUUUCAUUUUCAGUCCGAGUUCCCGGUUCCGGAGCAAUUCAAGACCACUUUCAAGAACGGAAGACUGGUGACUGUCGUCUCGGAUAUCGUCUAA